Molecule: messenger RNA, 3338 nt
Organism: Toxotes jaculatrix (banded archerfish)
Lineage: Eukaryota; Metazoa; Chordata; Actinopteri; Toxotidae
Product: myosin light chain kinase, smooth muscle-like
Exons: 17
Coding region: 193-2814 (873 amino acids)
Biological process (GO): protein phosphorylation
Molecular function (GO): protein kinase activity; ATP binding; protein binding
Source: RefSeq, a predicted model, not a curated record
GAGAGCAGAGGCUCCUCCUGUUAGCAUCUCAGAUGAUGUGUGAAUAGAAACAGGGCAAGUAUGCAACACAUCAGCGUCACACUACACUUUUAUUCUGAGUAAUACAAACCACAACCAAGAGAAGAAGAAGAGGCCUGACCGAGGACUGACUGUGAGAAACACAACUUUUAUCUCUGUCAUUUCUAUCCAAGGAUGGACAAGGGUGAUAAGAAGACACAGACCUUUGUGUCCACUUUCCGUCUGGCACUCAAGCCUAAACCCAGACCUUUCUGUGAGGGGAAGACAAAAAAAGAGAAUGGACUGGAGACCACUAACAUGAAUUCAGUAGGAAACAACAAACUGGGAGUUUCAUCUGCAACAGAUGCCAGACAGACACAAGUUCAAGCCGUGGCACCACCUCACUUCAAAGAGCUGCUCCAGGACUGCACAAUCUGUGAGGGAAGCGAUGCUACGUUUCAAGGUGUUAUCACAGGAAGUCGGCCUCUGAGCAUUUCCUGGCUACACAAUGGUAAGAAAUUGGCCUCAGGUCAUACUUCCUUCAAAAAUGGAGUUGCCCUUCUGGCUCUGAUUCAGUGUUCACAAGGAAAUGCUGGGACGUAUACCUGCACAGUCGAGAACACAGCUGGAAAACAGUCAAGCAGUGCUGUGUUACGUGUCACAGGAGCAGCAACAAAGGAAAUCCCCAGAACAAGCAACCAUGAGAAGCACACUGAGGUCACAUUCAAGGUUGCGUCAAGUGAAAAUACUCAAUUGUCCCCAGCUUCUAAAGGGAAAAGCCAACACAGAGAAGAAAAGAACAAAGUCUCCACAGAUAUCAGAGAUAACAACCUUCAAACAAAAGUCUCCUCUAGCAAAGGACCCCCUGUGGAGUUUAUAGACCCACCAGAGCAGCUGGAGGUUCGAGUAGGAGAGCAGGCCCGGCUACACUGUGAGUUCAGGAGCAGCUCUACCCCUGUGGCCUGCUGCUGGAUUUACAACAGAGACAAAGCGAUAGUAGGAGGUCCACGGAUAUCUGUCAAGAGUAGUAAGAUCCAGAGCAGUGUGGAGAUCUCUAAGGCCUGUCCAGAAGACACAGGCUCUUACACUCUCAUAGUACGUAACCGAAAAGGCACCGCGCAGCAUACAGUGUCCCUCAAUGUCAUAGGCCGACCUGAUCCACCCGCCUCCCAGCCUGUCAUUUCCAAGCUGUCCACUCAGUCCCUGGUCCUGUCCUGGACUGGCCCGAGCUACGACGGAGGCACAGCUGUGUUGGGUUACAUUGUGGAGGUCAGAGAGGAGGCCCCUCACAAGCCAGGGUGCUGGACUGAAAUAUCAAGCCUUUGUAAAAACACAUCCUACCACGUCCGCUCGGGCCUGGAGCCUCUGGGUCAGUACCGCUUCCGUGUCAGAGCCUACAACUCAGCAGGAGUCAGCGAACCAAGCCAGGAGUCUCUCUGCAUCAAGAUGGCAACUGCGAAGGAAAAGAAGAAGGAAGAGCCUGAGGAGUACGUCACAGUGACUACUGACACGAAACACAAGAUCGCGGACCACUACAAUGUGCAUGAAAAGCUGGGAGUUGGGAAGUUUGGCCAGGUGUUCCGGUUGUCCCACAAAGAGACGGGCCACGUGUGUGCGGGGAAAUUCUACCGAGCCCGGACCUCCAAGGAAAAGAUGGAGGCCCGCAAGGAAAUUGAGUUGAUGAAAUGUCUCCACCACCCAAAACUGGUCCAGUGUUUGGCUGCCUACGACACGCGCUCAGAGAUGGUCAUGGUCAUGGAGUAUAUUGCAGGUGGAGAGCUCUUUGAACGCAUCGUGGAUGACAACUUUGAGCACACAGAGCCCACCAGUGCCCGCUACAUGCAGCAGAUCCUGGAGGGCAUGCAGUACGUCCACAAGCAGAACGUCGUCCACCUUGACCUCAAGCCAGAGAACAUCGUCUGUGUGGACACCACCGGUACACAAAUCAAGAUCAUUGACUUUGGCUUGGCGAGUAAACUGGAGGAUGGUAAACCUCUGAUGGUGAUGCACGGCACGCCUGAGUUUGUGGCCCCUGAGGUGAUCAACUAUGAGCCUGUGGGCCUGGAGACUGACAUGUGGAGCAUUGGAGUCAUCUGCUUCAUCUUGCUCAGUGGAGAAUCCCCCUUCCAGGGGAACAGCGAUGCUGAGACUUUAGCUCUUGUGACUAAAGCUCAGUACGAGUUUGACCAGGAAAGUUUUGAGGACAUCUCUGAUGAAGCUAAAGACUUCAUCUGCUCUAUGCUGAAAAAAGACCGGAGAUGCAGGUUGUCAUGUACCGAGGCCCUCGCCCACCCUUGGAUGGCCUCUUUUACACCUCUGACCCGCAGACCCACUAAGUCACUUAAAAAGGAUAAGAUGAGACACUUCUUGGCCAAGCGCAAAUGGAAGAAAACUGGCAAGGCUGUUUUGGCCCUGAAGCGAAUGGCUAACCUCUCCAACAGGCCAGACUCUCCUGGCAGCUCCUCAGAGGAGCCAGUCUGGAGCCACGAGGCAGAGGAGGCCAUCCAGUCUCUGGAUAAGCAGCUUCAGAGUGAACCUUGCUUCCAGCAGGCCCUGAAGGACACCACCCUUCCUAAAGGAGCAACUGCUCAGCUAAGAUGCCUCGUCAAUGGUUACCCACAGCCGAACGUCAAGUGGCUUCAAAAUAAGAAGCCGGUGCCUGAAUCAAGCAGAGUGACCAUGGAGCAAAAUGAAGACGGGCUCUGUUCUCUGGUCCUGGCUGAUCUGAAACCUUCUGACUCUGGGGUUUAUGUGUGCUGGGCCAGUAACAAGCUCGGGGAAGCAAGGUGCUCUGCCAAACUGAAAGUGGAGAUGUGACCGAGAAGAAAACCAGGGGAUGCACCUCACUUUAAGAUUUCCUUGGCUUGGAGUAGAAUCCUUCACGGAUGGACCGUUGCCACUGCCACACAACAAAUGGCUGUGUUGUGAUCCUCAACCAUCAAGGGGAUAAUGAUAUUUGAACACACAUACCCAGAGUCCUUGGUUUCACAUGCCACCAGUUACAAGCGCACUUACUUGUCUGGUCUGUUUUUCUUCAAUCUGUGUUUCUGAUGUUCAGCUACUGGUGCACAAUAGUAAGUUUUACUGAAGUAAGGUCACAUCAUUCUGCUGCUGCUGAGCUCAGCAGCUUUCACACUGCGUGUCACGUGAAAAUUGUACAUUUUGCACAUUUAAAUAUUGUUGAAGUGUAAAUGAUUUAAAGGCAUUAAAAUUAAAAACUACUUGGUUGAAAGUGAAUGUCUUCAAAUAAUUAUUGAAAGGCAUUCUUUUUUUUUAACCAAACCUUAAAAUUAAUAAGAAAAAAACUCAUGGUUGAAAACAUUUAAUUUAUUGUUCUGUGC